This is a messenger RNA of Rhinichthys klamathensis goyatoka, 2093 nucleotides long. RefSeq lists its product as uncharacterized. The transcript has 3 exons. NCBI's taxonomy places the organism in Eukaryota, Metazoa, Chordata, Actinopteri, Cypriniformes, Leuciscidae. The coding region runs from base 90 to 2093 and encodes 667 amino acids. The record is from RefSeq and is a predicted model, not a curated record.
AAGCUCAAACAUGCCCAAAUACAACUAUUGCACCAGCUCAUGGUAUUUUGUUGGCAAAAGAAACCAAAACCUUGAUAAAUGAAGCCCAUAUGGUGCGACAACGAAUUAAUUAUAACUUGAACUCUCUUCUUACAGUUUUUGAUCAGUCUUAUUGUGGUAAUUUUACACAAAUAAGAAGUUGGUUGGACAAAGAAGUUAAAUAUUAUACCUCUAAAAAUCCUCUGAGUAGUAAAAAUCGUAAAACUCGAAGUAUAUGGGGAGACAUAGCGGGGGUAUUUGGUUCUGUCAAUUCAAUUAGUAAUACUGCUCAAAUGAAUCAACUAAGCGAGUAUACUCAGUGGGUGGGGACAAUGUCUGGGAAAGGACUCACUGAGGCUCUUCAGGGUUCUCUACAUAUUAUAGCAGCGGGUCAGCAUCUUAAUGAUGCUGCAAAGGAAUUGGCAGAUGCAUUAACAAAAUCGUCUAAUUUUGAGACCCAUCGUGCGGCGUGUUUAUUUUUAGCUCAGAAUUUAAAGGAUCAAAUGGUAGAAGAUAUUCAAGUUAUUCGAAUGGGACAAGUUCCUGAGCGAAUAGCAGAAUCUUUGUUAGUGGUUUUCGGUAAUCAGCUUAAUUUGACUUCUGCUAAACAUAUUCCAUUAGUUAAAAUCGCUAUUAAUGAAAAUUCGUUGUCAGGUUCUGGAAUGUUACCUUUGAUUAUGAUAUGGCCUCAAUAUGGGAAGCGCAAUAUUAUGACAGUCAGGCAAUUCCAAUCAAUGGGUGUUAGACAAGGAAAUUCAGUAAUUAGAUUAGGAAGGAAUGGAUAUUGGGCUGACGGCGAUACACCAAUGAUUUCUACCACAGACUGUUGUGUUGAGGAACAUGAGUGGGUAAUUUGCUCAUGCUCUACAAUGUUUAGUCUAUCUCUUAAUGGUUCUGCUGUUUGGGAAGUAGUUCCUUUAGAUCAAGCAACAGGUGCAUGGCAGGUGUCAGAAGCACAGUGGUGUAUAUUACAUGAUGGAAUAAGUGAAAAUAUGAUAUACGGGGGAAAGUUGUGUCCAAUUCCUCCUGAUCCAUUUUGCCUUGAGAUUCUCUAUCCUCUUCACUUGGGUGGAAUUCAUGUUCCACAUGUGCAAUUGUUGCAGUUAGAACCACAAUGGUGGAAUAAUGAUCUAGUAGAAGAACGGAAUUAUGAACUCUUUGAGAUGGUUAGAAUAGUUAAAAAGAGUGUAAAAGCAGCUCAAGAGGAGGGAAUUCAAGCAAUGGGUCAUGUUAUUGUAGCAAAUGGAGUAGCUAAACUAAUGUCUGAGAGGAAACUACCACGAAUCCUAGGGAAUUUAUCAUGGUCAGAUUGGAUAGUUUUGACUAUGGUAGGAGUUUUUGUGUUCAUGCUAAUAAUCCAAGACCGGGAAUCAGUGAGUCCAAUCCCAGGCCUCACCCUUGGUGAGGCAAAGCAAACAUGGAAAAACGCGGCCCACCCUGCUCUCCGGAACAGGCAUAAGGACUUAGCGUGGAUGGUGGCCCAUGAGAUCCUCCUGGUCAGGGCGGUUAUGCACUCCAGAGGCAUGGCCAAAGACUCAACCUGUCCACGGUCCGGGUGCAAUUGCCCGGAGACCGUGCGGCAUCUGCUCUGGGAGUGCCGUGCUGCGCGGGACCUGUGGACCAGGACCAGCCCCCUGGUUUUCCCGUGCCUGCCAGCGGGUGGGGUCCAGAUGGAAUACAAGCUCGCCAUCCUGGGGGUGGGUCAGGGCUUGAAGGAGAUGACAUCGAAACAAUUUACCUCGCUCUGGCUCACCCUCAACCAUAUCAAGGAUGCCAUCUGGACCACCAGAAACCUGCUGGUGGGGAAACGCGUUACGGUGCCCCUCCACGCGUGCGAGCAACUUGUAAGAUCAACGCUGCAGGAGGCGCCGGACGUCGUUAUUCGGAUGGGGGGGCUGCGGUCGCACGAAAGAGGUCCCGGCCACCGCCGUACCUGGCCGCCCGUAGAUGCACCCUCACCAACGCCGGCUACGGGAACAGCGGGCCAGCGGACCGGAGGGAGGGGACCUCCGCUGGGCACUGGAAACGCUGGGCCGGUUGCCUGUUCCGGAGAGAGGAGUGAUGGGAAAUCUUGA